CUGACUUAUCGUUGGACCCCGUCCCCUGACGUCCUGGUACCUGCUGCAUGCAUAUCACAGACUCCAGCUCGACCUGUAAUUCCCGGACAACUAGAAAACUAACACAAAGUGAACAGAAGGCGGGCACCUGAGCCGAUGGCCGGUAUCUUUCCUGGCCAAUAUGGUACAAGGCUUAGCCUUGUCGAGCCCGCUGAAUGCGCUGCAGGACCUGUCCGACUUGGAUGCUUAUCGGCUCUUCCGACAUGAGGUAGAGAAGAGCGAGAACAAGCUCAGGCUGUCAAAGACGAGGUUUUUCUUAGAUGCUAUCCGGAUAAGGGGCUCGGUUCUGCAUCGGAUAUGGGUCUCAGUACUUGGAAUCACGCUGUAUGCGACCGUCAUUGCUGCCGCAGACGUUUGGUACGGCAUGCACUGGCGCACCAGCAACAGCAUCAUCGCCCCUCUCUCCGUCGUUGUCGGUCUGCUCAUCGUCUUCCGCAAUUCCACAUCGUAUGAUCGAUGGUGGGCAGGCUCUGGAGAGCUGAAUGCUGCCAUGGCGGAUACUCGAUCAUUGUCUCGCUUCAUCUGGGUCAAUGUCGACGUUGAGGCAGGCGAGAAAAUGAAGAAGCUCAAGCAGGACGCAGAGAAGAGCGGCAUUGAUGCAGGUGCAACGCAUGCUGUCGAAAAAUUGCGACAAGAACGCAUGGCAAGAAAGCGCCGGGUAAUCAGACUGCUUGUAUGCUACCUGUACGCUACAAAACAUCACCUGAGACAAGAGUACGGUGUCGAAUUCGCAGACUAUGAAGGCGUCCUUCCUCAAGACGUACGACAGGCUUACUAUGUGCUACAGCGCAGAUCACGAGAGCAUUUUCGGCGCAGCAUCCACUCAAAACAGGCCGACGCUCGUCCUGCGUCUCAAGCCUCAGCAGCGGUCGAAAGAGAUAAUUACACACCCAUAACAUCGGUUAUUUUUCAGGAUGAGAAUGCUGCUGUUGCCGCUGCCGCUGCUCAAGCGACCGAGACGACGCCGCUAACAGCUUCCGAAGUUGAGGAGGAGAAGGAGCAUUCUAAGCAACCAGCUAUUGCGCUUCCUCUUUUCUGUCUACACCAGAUCACCAUGUAUCUCUCCGGCGCCAGGAGGGCAGGCCUUUUGACCAAUGAUGCAGGUCCAGCGGGCUUUUCGCUUUCGAACCAACUAAUCAACAGCCUGACGACGCACUUCUUCAACAUGCAACGAAUUGCCGACACGCCGCUACCUGCAAUCUAUGGGAUUCAUCUCAAGCAAUGCGUGCUACUCUACCUGCUCGCCCUACCUCUCACGCUCGUCUCGGAGCUCUCCUGGCGCAUGAUCCCCGUCGUCACCAUCGUCGCAUUCACCAUGAUUGGCACAGAGGGGCUGAGCAGCGAGGUAGAAAUGCCGUUCGGGCAUGAUCCCAGCGAUCAUAAUCUCGAUCUGCUCGCCGCGACUGUGAGGCAUGAGCUCGAGCACAUGAUGCUUUUUCUAGACGAAGGCAUUAAAGAGGAGUCGUGAGAUCUCUUCUUUGAGGGCGCAUAGUAUGUAUUCCAUUUAUAGGACAUCGGGCGCCGUGGCAGAGAGAGCUUGAGGAGGGUAUGCGGCACACGACAGGAAUCGCAUGUGUCCCUGUGCUUCUGAAGCAUAGUUAGUUCCAAAUGACAUCACGCAAAGCUAAGCUAAGC
Molecule: messenger RNA, 1674 nt
Organism: Tilletiaria anomala UBC 951
Lineage: Eukaryota; Fungi; Basidiomycota; Exobasidiomycetes; Georgefischeriales; Tilletiariaceae
Product: UPF0187-domain-containing protein
Exons: 4
Coding region: 161-1507 (448 amino acids)
Molecular function (GO): chloride channel activity
Source: RefSeq, a predicted model, not a curated record